GUAAUUAAUCUCUACGUUUCUCUCUCUACAAUUACUCCUUGAGAGCGUCUCUCUCUAGAAUAUCGAGUAUUGCUGACUUGAACGUCGGAGUGUUUUCCUCGAGAAAACAUCCUCGAAAUUUUCAGGUGUAGAAGCAGCCGAGAACUUCAACAGUGUUGGAUUGCGAAGCUGCCCAAACAUUUGGCGCCGUCUGUGGGAACAAUCGAACGAGAAGUUGUGUAGCUUAACCUGCUAAAAGAGAAAAUGGUUCGUACUUUUACCGGAAAUCACCCUCCAAGAACCAAAUGGACGAACAAGAGGACGCUCAACUGUCUAAGCCCGGUUUGAAUGAUUUUAGGCCAAUGCCAAGGAACCUUUUCGUUGGAGGAGCAGAACAGGAUCAACUAAGUGAAACAGAUGAUGAUGAGAGAACACCAAUUGGGUAUGCAACCCAGCCUGAACAAUUCCAAGUUCCAACAGGAACAAGGCAAAGACAUCCCAGACCAGGCAAUUCACAACAAGAACGACCUGAAAGGUCAACUGAGCCUGCUUGGACAACUGAGCUCGAAGAGAGAACCAGACUUCUCAAAAUGGCAAUGGGUAAAAUCCUUGCCCGCCUGAUCCCUGAUGACCUCCUGAUUCCUUUGUUGAACAAGGAUGCACAGCCAGCUGCGCUGCGGGACAUACAAAAAUCUAUUGACGAGCUGAAAAGUCCCAGGUCGCACCAACAGACCCUUGAUUUGGAUAGUUCUCCUCUAACCCUAUCUAUCACAGCAGAGUCGUAUCAAGAGGGAUUCAAAAUUCCCCACCUGGAGACGUAUGAUGGCUCGGGUGAUCCAGAUGAGCAUCUGCACACCUAUCAAGCCAUCAUGAGAAUCCAAAAUGCCAAUGAUGCCAUGAUGUGCAAACUCGCCAAGCUAUUCUCCAACAAAUUUGCGAGCCAAAGGGAGAUUAAACGCACGGCGACCGAGCUGAUGCAAGUUCAUCAGAAAGAAGGGGAAUCUCUGAGGGACUAUAUGCAGCGAUUUAACAAAGCCACUUUUGACAUCGAUAACGUCCUCGAUACCAUCUGCUUGUCUGCCCUGCUACAUGGUUUGAAGCGUAGUCGGUUCCUGGACGACCUGCUAGAAAAUCCACCGAAGACAUGGAACGAAGUGAAUGACAGGUCGGCUAGCUUCACACUGUCCGAAGACUUCCAGUCGUCCAAGCGACGAGCUGAUGAUAAGCAGAGCAAAGGCCAGGAACAACCACCGAGGAGAGAAGAAAAGAAAAAGCAAAAGGGGCAGAGGUACCAGCUCGGAGGCGCACAGGAUGCGUAUCAGGAUAACCAGUAUCCUUCUGAGCAAGGCAGGGCAUAUAGGGGACGUCAAUUCAACAGGCGAGGCCAGGGACAGAGAACUACCACCCAGAACCAAAAAGACAGGAAAGGGGUGAUGACCGUCAACAAAAACAGACCUUUGAAGCGGCCAUUUGAGGAGGCAGAGUGGGAGAAUGCGCCUAUCACAUUCAGCCCGGCAAAUUACGAGCGAGCAGAGGGAGAGCCCGACGUUAUGAUGCCCCAUGCAGAUCCUUUCGUGGCAACAGUUCAUAUAGGCAAUCAUAACGUCAAUAAGGUGUUUAUUGAUACUGGUAGCUCGCCAGAUAUCCUAUAUUGGAGUUGUUUUCAAAAGAUGCAACUGAAUCCGAGCUCGUUGCAGAAGUAUGAAGGGCCCAUAUAUGGGUUUGAUCACCAGCCCGUUCCGGUUGAGGGAGUUAUUACUUUUCCCAUAUAUGUGGGCUCAGAACCGCACUUUAGGAUGGCUUCUGUUAACUUUCUGGUUGUCAAGAUGGAAUCAGCUUUUAACGCUAUAUUAGGAAGAGCUACUCUGUGCGAGCUGAAGGUUGUUGUCUCACAACCCCAUCUCUGUAUGAAGUUCCCAACUCCUCAAGGGGUAGGAGUGUUGAAGGGGAAUAAGAAGAUGGCCAGAGCCUGUUAUCAAGACACAUUUAAGAAGGUUGAGCUCGUUGUAGCCCCGAGAGGCUCUGGAAAGCCAGUAGAGCCAGUAGAAACAGUUCCUUUGAAUCCUGAUGUGCCGGAAAGAACAGUCAAGAUCGGCACGAAACUCACAGAAGAAGAACGAGCAGAGCUUUUGGAGUUUUUGAGGGUUAAUCAGGAUGUGUUUGCGUGGACUACGGAUGAAAUGCCUGGCAUCCCAACGGAGUUGACAGUCCACAAGCUCAGCACGGACCCCACCAGAAAGCCGGUGGUUCAGAAACGUCGCCUUUUUGGCCCUAAGAAGCAAGCUGCCAUAGAUGAAGAGAUACAAAAGCUGCUACAGGCAGGCUUCAUCAAGAGAGUGGAAUACUCUGAGUGGGUGUCCAACCCUGUGCUUGUUAAAAAACCAAAUGGCAAGUGGAGAAUGUGUAUUGAUUUCACCAAUUUAACUGAGGCAUGUCUAAAAGACCCUCAUCCCUUGCCAAAUGUUGAGAAGCUAGUAGAGAGGGCAGCCGGGCAUGAACGGAUGAGUUUCCUUGAUGCCAGCUCAGGGUAUUACCAGGUUCAAUUGCUGUUGGACGACCAGGAGAAAACAGCUUUCUACGCUGGUGACGCAAUCUAUUGCUAUGUGAUGAUACCGUUUGGCUUGAAAAAUGCUAGCGCUACAUAUCAGAAACUGGUGCAAAUCAUUUUUAAGUUCCAGAUCGGCAGAAACAUAGAAGUGUAUGUGGAUGACAUGUUAGUCACCAGCAUGCGAGCUAAGGAUCAUAUAGACGACCUGAGUGAGACCUUUCAAAACUUGCAUCGAGCCCAAAUGAAGCUGAAUCCCCUGAAAUGUACAUUUGCUAUAGAGUCAGGGAAAUUCCUGGGGUACGUGGUAUCCAAGAAAGGAAUUGAAGUAAAUCCAGAGAAGGUUCAGGCCGUUCAGCAAAUGGAGUCGCCCAGGACUAUAAAAGAUGUGCAGUGUUUAACGGGCCGUGUUGCUGCGCUGCAUAGGUUCAUAGCUAGGUCGAUAGAACGAUGCCUCCCGUUCUUCAAAGCCCUGCGAGAGCCCAAGAACUUUCAAUGGACCGAUGAGUGUCAACGAGCGUUUGACGAGCUCAAACAAUAUUUGGCAUCAGCACCCUUGCUGUCCAAGCCUGUGGAAGGGGAGAAUUUGUAUCUGUACCUGGGGGUUACAGAAGAGGUGAACUACCCACUAGCAGAAAAGGCUGCUUUUGCCCUAGUAUACACGGCUCGAAAAUUGAGAGCUUACUUUCAGUCACAUCAGAUUGUUGUUUAUACUGAUCUGCCGUUGAGAAAGAUACUGCAGAAGCCGAAACUCUCUGGUCGGCUUAUCGGGUGGAGCGUCGAGCUGAGCGAGUAUGACCUCAAAUUUCAGCCGUGCACAACCAUAAAGGGCCAGGUUGUGGCAGACUUCCUAGUGGAGUGCAUCUCAGCAACUGCGGAAGAAAAGGCACCCGAGCACCCAGUCUGGGUCUUGUAUGUAGAUGGAGCUACUAACGUUGAAGGAUCGGGUGCUGGGGCUGUGUUAGUGGGCCCGGAUGGCUUUAAAUCCGAACACGCACUGAGGUUUAAGUUUCAAACAACUAAUAAUGCUGCAGAAUAUGAAGCUCUCAUUUAUGGAUUGAAGUUGGCGUCCGAGCUAAAGGUACAGAGCAUUAAGGUUUUUAGCGACUCUCAGCUCGUUGUGGGCCAGGUGAAUGGCGGCUGUGAAAUUAGGGAUCCCCAGCUUGUUUGCUAUGCCUCUGCAGUCAACAGAUUGAAGUUAAGAUUUGCCUCCUUCCAGAUCGACAAGAUACCCAGAGCAGAUAACCAACGAGCUGACGAGCUGUCAAAAUUAGCCUCCUCGCAAGAUAUCAGCCCUCAUAGGUCAACAAUUGUAGAGGUACUUGACGCUCCGAGCUACACCGAUUUCACAGUCGAGUGUCAGCUCCUCAGCACAGAUCCCUCUUUACUGAGCUGGACUACCCCGCUCAUCGAUUAUCUCCACAGUGGCGAGCUGCCUAAAGAUCCGUCUGCUGCAAAGUUGAUUAAACGUAGGGCAGCUCAUUUCACUUUGUUAGAUAAUAAGCUCUACAAACGAGCAGCCUCAAUGCCCCUAUUACGCUGCCUCACUCCUUAUGAAGCUGAAUACGCUGUGAGGGAAGUUCAUGAAGGAGUAUGUGGCACACACAUAGGUGGUAGGACUUUAGCUCGGAAACUCCUAAGGCAUGGUUACUAUUGGCCUACUAUGGUUGAGGACACACAGAGCUAUGUCAAAAAGUGCCCGACUUGCCAAUUCAAUGCUGAUGAGAUUCACAUGCCAGGAGAAAUGCUCUCAUCACUCUCAUCUCCCUAUCCUUUUGCUCAAUGGGGAGUCGACCUGCUCGGCCGUUUUGUGAAAGGCAAAGGAGGUUGCACUUACCUCGUUGUCGCGGUGGAUUACUUCACCAAAUUGAUAGAAGCUAAACCACUGUCCACGACAACAGAGAAGAAAAUAGAAGAAUUCCUGUUUAAUUCAAUAUUAUGCAGGUUCGGCAUACCUAAACGGAUCAACGCUGACAAUGGUCCGCAGUUCCGAGCCACGGCACUGAGGUCGCUCUGCAACGAUUAUGGAAUUGAGCUCGCCUUGACAUCUGUGUAUACUCCACAAUCUAAUGGACAAGCUGAGUCCGCCAAUAAAAUCGUUUUGCGAGGCCUCAAGACACGUGUUCUGGCUGCGCAUUCUAAUUGGGUUGACGAGCUCAAUAAAGUGCUUUGGUCAUGUCGCACUACACCCUGCUCGGCCACAGGCGAGACUCCAUUCAACCUUGCCUAUGGAGCUGAGGCCGUCAUCCCUGUGGAGAUUGGAUUGCCAUCUGACAGAGCAGAUUAGCAUAACGACGAUCACAAUAAGCGACUUUUAAGGGAGAAUCUAGACCUUGUGGAAGAGAUCAGGGAGAUGUCUCGAAUAAGAAACAUGGCGCAUCAAAGUCGUGUUGCAAAAUUUUAUAAUAAAAGGGUUCAAGCUCA
Rubroshorea leprosula is the source of this 4948-nucleotide messenger RNA. The record is from the annotation of a GenBank genome assembly. Lineage: Eukaryota; Viridiplantae; Streptophyta; Magnoliopsida; Malvales; Dipterocarpaceae.